Messenger RNA from Triticum aestivum (bread wheat), 1872 nucleotides. Its product is annotated as E3 ubiquitin-protein ligase SINA-like 2. Bases 414 to 1472 code for a protein of 352 amino acids. The transcript is spliced from 3 exons. NCBI's taxonomy places the organism in Eukaryota, Viridiplantae, Streptophyta, Magnoliopsida, Poales, Poaceae. The record is from RefSeq and is a predicted model, not a curated record. Gene Ontology annotation, cellular component: cytoplasm. Gene Ontology annotation, molecular function: zinc ion binding; ubiquitin protein ligase activity.
CAGUUCGUACACCUCUCGCCUCUCGCGCUUCCAAACCCUGCUGCCGCCGUCGCGCUCGCCUCCUCUUCCCCGCUCCGUCUCCCCGAUCAGGCUCAGAGCCCGACGAGCGCGGGCGGCGGGGUCCGUCGGAGAGCUCGCCGGCAAGGGACGAUCAGUAUUCUCCCCUCUUUCUUCGGAGUAGGAGGUCACCGGAGGCAAGCGAUCUCCUCUCCGGCGGCGCCACCAUCAGGAAACGGCGACCUCGAGGCCGACCAGGUCUUGCAGUGGUUAGACAACGCGGGCGACCAGGUAGUUCAGGUGAACGGAGCAGUGAGAUUGUGUUGAUCAAUAGGUUUGGAUCUCAGUUUGCGUCUGUGAUUCUAGCAGUACACAUCAAGAAAGAUAGUGCGAGCACCUUGGAAUUUUGUUGGCAAAUGGCAAUCAACGGUAGUAGCUCCAGCAAGAGAAAAGUUGAAGCGCAGCGAGAGGGGGAGAGCAGCUCCAAGAAGCUGAAUGUCACCGUGGGGUUGGAGACCCUUGACUGUACUAUCUGCUCUGCGCCCCUCAGGCCUCCGAUAUUCCAGUGCUCUGUGGGGCAUUUCAUAUGCUCCUCGUGCCAUGAAUCUGAGGAUCAACUGGACCAUAAGUGCCCCACAUGCUCUGUCAAAACUUCCUACAAGCGCUGCUUUGGAAUGGAACAUGUCGUCCAGUCAGUCACAGUUGCUUGCUCCAAUGACAAGUACGGAUGUGCGGAGAAGUUCACCUACUACAAGAAAGAAGAACACGAGAAAGCAUGCCCGAAUGCCCCAUGCUUCUGCCCAGAGCCCGGUUGUGAAUUCGCUGGGCCAACAAAGAUGCUCCUGGACCAUUUCGCUACCCAGCACAAGUGUCCGUCUACAAACCUUCCAGACUCUGGCACGGUGUCUCUCCGCCUACAACCGGGCCUACAUGUUCUGCAAUGCAUCGACACCAGCUACUUUUUCUUGCUCAGCAUGGCAUCAAAGCCUUUUGGACAUGCCAUCUCAGUCGUCUGCGUCCAACCAAACGUUACGGAAUUCAGGUUCGCAUGUAAUAUGAGCUACGACUGCCUAACGACUGGCUGUUGUGGAAGUACAAGCUGCCACAUAAGGAGCUCUUCACUCUCUGAUGGGCUUCCGACAGUGUAUGACUUGAUACUUCCCAAGGGAAAGGUUUCUGAUGAUGAAAACGGCAUCAUGCUCAAAGCCACCAUUCAUCGUCAACCUUUAGGUCUCAGCAGAUCUUGUUUUCGAGAAUUGGGUCCGACUCCUGCACUUGAACAAAGGCCUGAUACUUGUGAUGUUGAGGAGAAGGAGGAGGAGGAGAAGGAGGAUCAUGAGGAAGAGGAGGAGGACGAUAAUGAAGAAGAGUUGGAUGAUGAUCAUGAGGACGAGGAUGAUGAUGAGGAAGAGGAGGAGGAUCAGGAGGAAGAGUUGGAUGAUGAGGAGGAGGAGGAGGAGAUGGAUGAGGACUAGGAGGAUAAACCUUGAAGUCUCAGCCGCCAGCAGACCCCGUCUUCGAGGAAAUUCCCCGACUCUUGCUCUACAACAAAGAUCCUACUCUGAUACUGAUGAUGAGGAUAAUAUUACACUUUUAGUACCGUCCUUGUUUUGAGAAUUGGUCCAGAUCCUCUUGCUAGGUUUUCUUCUACCUCUUCUUUACCUUCUAGGCUUUGUGUGGCUUUCAGUUUAACAUCAGCUAUCUCAGCUGAUUGAUGCCGUUAGCUCUGUAUUCAUAACUUAAAUAUUAGUACAAAAAUAGAGUCGGGAGAAAACCCUUCAGGUUACCUCAAAAAAGUAUCAGCCUUGCUCGUUUAUGCUAAAGGCUUAGCGUGGACUUGCUGCCAUUAUGCCGCCUUCGUGGUUCUGGUUCGAU